AUGGCCGCCGCGGUGCGGUACCAUGGCCAAAAAGUGCCUGGUGUCACUUCAGAUGCAGUGAGCUCUUUGCGAAUUUUGUCUGCAGACCUGGGCCCCAUAGGUAGGAAUUCGGAUUCAGAUUCGGAUUCAGAAGACGCACCUUUGUUGGACAUUGCAGGUCCACCUGGAGGGUUCAGACGUCACCCUCAAACUGGUUCGUCGUCAUUAUUCAUUCAAGCCAACCACACUACCUACCACUCCUCCGACGAAUCCUAUCUCUUCGACUUCAUAAUGGAGAAAGUCAAGUCGACGAGACUGGCCCAUUAUGUGGACAGACUGGCGGUGGAGAGCGAGCCCGGCUUGACCAACUCUCAGCUGAUGUUAAACAACCAUGACUUGAAACCGGUGGAGCCAGAGAGAAGACAAUGGGGUCCUUGGAACUUUGUGGGGUUUUGGGUUGCUGAUUCCUUCAACAUCAAUACAUGGAUGAUUUCCUCCUCCAUGAUCGUGGUCAGCGGCACCAGUGGCGGUCUCUCAUGGUGGCAAUCCUGGAUCUGCGUAUGGCUAGGAUAUACCAUCGCAGCCUGCUUCGUCUGCCUCACAGGACGAAUCGGAGCGACCUACCAUAUCUCCUUUCCAGUCGUUACACGCGCCAGCUUCGGAAUCUGGGGGGCUCUAUGGCCGGUUUUCAAUAGAGCAGCCAUGGCGUGUAUCUGGUACGGAGUCCAGGCAUGGAUUGGAGGAGAAUGCGUCCAGCUUAUGAUCGCCGCUAUUUGGCCAUCAUUCCAGAAAGUCCAUAACGGCAUUCCCAAUUCGGGUACCAAUACCGUGGCCUUUGUCUCGUUCUUCAUUUUCUGGCUCUGCUCGCUCCCAGCUAUCUGGUUCCCAGUCCACAAAAUCAGACACCUGUUCACAGUCAAAGCCUUCGUCGUCCCAACAGCAGGCAUUGCGUUCUUCAUCUGGGCCAUCACUCGAGCGCACGGCAUUGGACCUAUCGUACACCAGCCAGCCAAAGCUACAGGCUCCAAACUAGCGUGGGGCAUGGUAGCAGGCAUCAUGUCCGCCAUCUCCAACUUCGCAACACUCAUCGUCAACGACCCGGAUUUUGCGCGUUUCGCACGCAAGCCCAGGGACGCGCUCUGGUCCCAACUCAUCACCAUCCCAGCCGGCUUCGCAGUCACCUCCUUCAUCGGUAUAAUCGUCUCCUCCUCCUCAACCGUAAUCUUCAAAGGCGAGCCGAUCUGGAACCCACUCGAUCUCCUCCAAUCAUUCCUCGACGAAGGCGGGUCCAAGAACCGCGCCGGCGUCUUCUUCAUCGCUAUGGCAUUCGCACUCGCGCAACUCGGCACGAACAUAGCUGCGAAUAGCGUGAGUGCUGGUACGGAUAUGACUGCUCUCCUGCCACGCUAUCUGAAUAUCCGUCGCGGAGGUUACGUUUGUGCGUUAGUAGGCUUGGUAAUGUGUCCCUGGAAUCUUCUCUCCAGCGCCAACAACUUCACGACGUACCUCUCAGCCUACUCGGUCUUCCUGUCCUCCAUCGCCGGCGUCGUCGUCACCGACUACUAUUUCGUCCGUAAGGGCUACCUCGAAAUCAAAGAACUGUACUCAGCCAAGAAAACCUCGCCCUAUUUCUACAGCUAUGGAUUUUCGCUCAGAGGCUAUGCUGCGUAUAUUGCCGGUAUCCUUAUCAACAUUGUUGGGUUCGUGGGCGCGAUUGGAAAGCCCGUGCCAAAGGGCGCAACGUAUAUCUACAACCUGAAUUUCUUCUGCGGCUUCAUAGUUGCGGGGGGUGUUUAUUGGAUUUUGUGUAAGAUUUGGCCGGUUCAGGCGGCAAGUAUGGUGUGGAUGGAGGUUGGGGAUGAGGUGUUGGAUCCUAGGAUGGCGUAUGGGAACGAGGGGUAUGACGAGGAGAGAAUGGCGGGUGAUGAGGGGGAUAAGGGGGAGGUUAGGGUGGGGAAGACAGAUGUGAAGACAUAG
Messenger RNA from Lachnellula hyalina, 1956 nucleotides. Its product is annotated as Uracil permease. Gene Ontology annotation, molecular function: nucleobase transmembrane transporter activity. NCBI's taxonomy places the organism in Eukaryota, Fungi, Ascomycota, Leotiomycetes, Helotiales, Lachnaceae. Bases 1 to 1956 code for a protein of 651 amino acids. Gene Ontology annotation, biological process: transmembrane transport; nucleobase transport. Gene Ontology annotation, cellular component: plasma membrane. The transcript has 3 exons. The record is from RefSeq and is a predicted model, not a curated record.